AUGCUUUCUAGAGCUACUAUUGCACAAUUUACUUCCAGACGUCUACUGCGUCUAUACUCUCACGUGCCUCUGCGCGUACCCAUUACUUUGCCUAAUGGAUCCACUUACGAACAACCUACUGGUCUGUUCAUCAACGGUGAAUUUAUUCCAUCUAAGCAACGCAAGACAUUUGAAGUGAUCAACCCUUCUACUGAAGAAGAAAUUACUCACGUUUACGAAGCUCGUGAAGAUGAUGUGGAUAUUGCAGUCGCUGCCGCUAAACGUGCUUUCGAAGGCGGCUGGUCUACUGCUGACCCAGAAUUCCGUGCUCGGGCUCUAUUCAAAUUGGCUGAUUUAGUCGAACAACAUGCAGAAACCCUAGCUGCUAUUGAAUCUCUGGACAACGGUAAAUCUUUGCUAUGUUCUCGUGGUGAUGUCGCAUUGGUUUCUAAAUACUUGCGUUCCUGUGGUGGUUGGACCGAUAAGAUUUACGGUAAUGUGAUCGAUACCGGUAAGGACCAUUUUGCAUACUCGUUGAGAGAGCCAAUUGGUGUUUGUGGUCAAAUCAUUCCAUGGAAUUUCCCUCUACUGAUGUGGUCCUGGAAAAUUGGUCCAGCAUUGGCUACUGGUAACACUGUUGUGUUGAAACCAGCUGAAGCUACUCCAUUGUCCGCCUUGUACGCCUCUACUCUAUGUCAAGAGGCUGGUAUUCCAGCCGGUGUGGUUAACAUCGUUUCAGGUUUUGGUAGAAUCGUGGGUGAAAGACUAUGUAACCAUCCAGAUGUCAAAAAGAUCGCAUUCACUGGUUCUACAAACACUGGUCGUCACAUUAUGAAGACUGCUGCUGACAGUAUUAAGAAGAUCACCCUAGAAUUGGGUGGUAAGUCUCCAAACAUUGUCUUCGCCGAUGCUGACUUGGAAAAAGCUGUCAAGAGUAUCGCCUUCGGUAUCUUCUUCAACUCUGGUGAGGUUUGUUGUGCCGGUUCAAGAAUCUACGUUCAAGACUCUGUUUACGAAGAAGUCUUGGAAAAGUUGAAGGAAUACACAGAAACUUUGAGCGUUGGUGACCCAUUCGACGAAAAUACUUUCCAAGGUGCUCAAACUUCUCAAAUGCAAAUGGAAAAGAUCUUGAAAUACGUUCAAAUCGGUACUGAUGAAGGUGCUCGUGUUGUCUCUGGUGGUGAAAGAAAGGGUGAAAGAGGUUACUUCAUCAAGCCAACCAUCUUUGCUGACGUUGACGAAAAUAUGCAAAUCGUUAAGGAUGAAAUCUUCGGCCCAAUCGUCACUGUUUCUAAAUUCUCCACCGUCGAUGAAGUCAUCGCCAAGGCUAACGACUCUGUCUACGGUCUAGCCGCUGGUAUUCACACUAAGGAUGUUAACAAGGCUAUUGAUGUGUCCAACAGAAUUAAAGCUGGUACCAUCUGGAUUAACACUUACAACGCCUUCCAUCAAAACGUUCCUUUCGGUGGUUUCGGACAAUCUGGUAUUGGUAGUGAAAUGGGUGCAGCUGCUUUGGAUAACUACACUCAAGUCAAGUCUAUUAGAAUGUCCAUUGACAAGGCUCAAUACUAA
Torulaspora delbrueckii is the source of this 1551-nucleotide messenger RNA. RefSeq names its product aldehyde dehydrogenase (NAD(P)(+)) ALD5 (gene ALD5). The transcript has a single exon. Gene Ontology annotation, molecular function: aldehyde dehydrogenase (NAD+) activity. Lineage: Eukaryota; Fungi; Ascomycota; Saccharomycetes; Saccharomycetales; Saccharomycetaceae. The record is from RefSeq and is a predicted model, not a curated record. Bases 1 to 1551 code for a protein of 516 amino acids.